AUGCGGUGGAUUCCUACUUCUCCUCAGGGGUCUUCAAUGCUAGUGCGCAGACAUAAAAUCAGACUGCCUUCACGGGCUUCAGCAGUCUCUUUCAUUCUUUCCUCUUCCUCUUCCUUUUCCUCCUCUUCUUCAUCAUCAUCGCCGUCUUCUUUUGCUGUGACUUCUGUGACUCCAACUUCCCCAAUGGCUCGAUUUCCCGCGCAACAAAGCCGGCCGGUCCACGCGACCCCGUAUGUCAACGCUGCUCCAGUUGAGGCCAACUACGACACCGCCAACCCUCCCUACAUCCGCAAAUAUCUUCGCACCUACGGUCUCACGCCUCCGCGCGCCGAAUCCUACGAGGUCCAGAAGACUCGCUGUCUCGCCCAAUUGGCCCUCAAACAAACCCCCAUCGACAAAUUCCUCUACCUCAGCACCCUCCGCAAGAACAAUGUCCACCUGUUUUACCGUCUGGUCACCGACCAUCUGAGGGAACUCACCCCUCUGAUCUAUACCCCGGUCGUUGGAGAAGCUUGUCAGAGAUGGUCCGAGAUCUACCAGCAGCCGGAAGGCAUGUACCUGAGCUGGGAGGAUCGCGGCAAUCUCGCCGCGGUCAUUGCCAACUGGCCCCAGCACAAUGUGGAGAUCACAUGUAUCACCGAUGGCUCCCGAAUUCUCGGUCUAGGUGAUCUUGGCAUCAACGGCAUGGGUAUCCCCAUUGGCAAGUUGGCGCUCUACACGGCCUGUGCGGGCAUCCGUCCCGAGGCUACUCUGCCUUUGACUUUGGAUCUGGGGACCAGCAACAAGACCCUCCGGGAAGACCCGCUCUACAUGGGGUCCCGUCGUGACAAGGUGACCCCCGAGGAGGAAAAAGAGUUCAUGGAUGAGCUCAUGGCCGCUCUGACCGAGCGCUGGCCGGGUAUUGUCAUCCAAUUCGAAGACUUCAAGAAUCCCUUCCCGGCUCUGGAGCGCUACCGUGACGUGUACACCUGUUUCAAUGACGAUAUCCAGGGCACUGGAGCCGUCAUCCUCGGCGGUGUCAUCAAUGCCGUGAAGCGGUCGGGACUCCCCUGCAAGGACCACCGUGCCGUCUUCCUGGGCGCCGGCAGCGCCGGUGUCGGCGUGGCCAAGCAGAUUGUCGACUUUUUCGUGCGCGAGGGCAUGACCGAGGAUGAGGCGCGUGCCUGCUUCUACCUCGUCGACACCAAGGGUCUGGUCACCCUAGACCGCGGCGACAAGCUGGCCGACCACAAGGUCUACUUCGCCCGCAACGACAACAACGGCCAGCAGUUCAAGACCCUCGAAGAGGUUGUUGACCAUGUGAAGCCGACCAUCCUCAUGGGUCUGUCCACCAUCGGUGGCGUCUUCACCCCCGAGAUCCUCCGCAAGAUGGCCGACUGGAACACCCGCCCCAUCAUCUUCCCCCUGUCCAACCCCUCGUCCAAGUCGGAGUGCGACUACGAGAGCGCCGUCACGCAUACCGACGGCCGCUGCCUCUUCGCGUCCGGCUCCCCCUUCCAGCCCUUCUCCUUCACCAACUCCAAGGGCGAGACUCAGACCUACUACCCCGGCCAGGGGAACAACAUGUACGUCUUCCCGGGUAUCGGCCUGGGCACCAUCCUGUCCAAGGCCGUCAAGGUCACGGACUCGAUGAUCUACGCAUCGGGUGAAGCCCUGUCGACGGCCCUGACGGCGGAGGAGAUCGACCGGGGUCUGCUGUACCCCGAUCUGACUCGCAUCCGGCCGGUCAGCGUGGUGGUGGCGCGCAAGGUCAUCCGGGCGGCGCAGGAGGCGGGCGUGGACCGCGAGACGAAUCUGCGCACGAUGAGCGACGAAGCGCUGGACGCGUGGAUCAAGACGCGCAUGUACGAUGCGCACUCGGAGGUGCUGGCUCUGGAGCGGGAGGUCGGCGCCCUGCUGUCGAGUCUGGGCUCGACAGGGCUGGCCUUGAAUGGACUCUCGAAUGAGGACCACGAGAAGAAUGCUAAGCUGUAA
Messenger RNA from Aspergillus terreus NIH2624, 1974 nucleotides. RefSeq names its product NAD-dependent malic enzyme. The record is from RefSeq and is a predicted model, not a curated record. Gene Ontology annotation, molecular function: malate dehydrogenase (decarboxylating) (NAD+) activity; NAD binding. Gene Ontology annotation, cellular component: mitochondrion. The transcript has 6 exons. Gene Ontology annotation, biological process: pyruvate metabolic process; malate metabolic process. NCBI's taxonomy places the organism in Eukaryota, Fungi, Ascomycota, Eurotiomycetes, Eurotiales, Aspergillaceae. Bases 1 to 1974 code for a protein of 657 amino acids.